Molecule: messenger RNA, 1707 nt
Organism: Periophthalmus magnuspinnatus
Lineage: Eukaryota; Metazoa; Chordata; Actinopteri; Gobiiformes; Gobiidae
Gene: xkr6b
Product: XK, Kell blood group complex subunit-related family, member 6b
Exons: 3
Coding region: 1-1707 (568 amino acids)
Biological process (GO): phosphatidylserine exposure on apoptotic cell surface; apoptotic process involved in development; engulfment of apoptotic cell
Cellular component (GO): plasma membrane
Source: RefSeq, a predicted model, not a curated record
AUGGCAGCGAAGUCGGACGGCCGCGGGGUCGUCACCGGGUUCGCGCAGCUGCAGGACCUGGACGACCCUCGCGAUGGCAGCUCGUUUCACAUCUGCCACUGCUGCAACACGUCUUCGUGCUACUGGGGCUGCCGGAGCGCGUGCCUGCACUACCUGCGCGGGAAGGGGCGCGGGAAACGGGGGGACACCACGCACGAGCAGCGCCUCUGGCUUGACUGCCUCUGGAUAGUCUUGGCGCUGGUCGUCUUCUUCUGGGACGUCGGUUCGGAUCUGUGCCUGGCAGCGCACUACUAUCACCGGCGGGACUUUCUGUGGUCCGGACUCACCUUGUUCUUUGUGCUCGUACCCUCGGUCCUGGUCCAGAUCCUCAGCUUCAGGUGGUUCGUGCAGGACUACACCGGGGGAGGACUGGGCUCCGUGGAGGGGCUCAGCAGCCGCAGAGCCACGGCCACUCUGCAGCGGCAGGACGCGUGCUGUCGCCUGUCCGUGUGGGUCUGGCAGACUGUGCUUCACGUCUUUCAGCUGGGACAGGUGUGGAGAUACAUCCGGACCAUGUACCUGGGCAUACAGACGCAUAGACAGAAGGAGAACCAGCGGCGCUUCUACCUGGCCAUGAUGUACGAGUAUGCGGACGUGAACAUGCUACGGCUGCUUGAGACCUUCCUAGAGAGUGCCCCCCAACUGGUGCUGCAGCUCUGCAUCAUGAUCCAGAGCAACCAGGCUGAGGGGCUGCAAUGUAUGUCUAUCCUGUCCUCCCUUCUGUCUUUAGCCUGGGUGCUAGCCUCAUACCACAAACUCCUGCGUGAUUCCCGUGAUGACAAGAAGAGCAUGAGUUACCGCGGUGCCCUGGUCCACCUUUUAUGGCGCCUCUUCACCAUCUUCUCACGGGUGCUCUCCUUUGCCCUUUUCGCCUCAGUUUUCCACAUCUACUUUGGCAUUUUUGUGGUGCUCCACUGGUGUGCCAUGGCUUUCUGGGUCAUCCAUGGUGGCACUGACUUCUGCAUGUCCAAGUGGGAGGAGGUGUUGUUCAACAUGGUGGUCGGUGUGGUCUAUGUGUUCUGCUGGUUUAAUGUGAGAGAGGGCCGGACCCGCUACCGGAUGGUGGCCUACUACACCGUGGUACUGUUGGAGAACACUCUCCUCAGCUGUCUGUGGUAUGCCUAUCGGGACCCAGUCACUACAGACGCGUAUGCCUCCCUCGCCCUCUGCGGCGUUUUCCUGUGCUUUGCCUCAGGUGUGGUCUGCAUGGUGCUCUAUUACAGUGUCCUGCACCCUAUGGGCCCGCGCCUGAGGGUGCUGGCCAGCUCCUGCUGUGCUGAGCUCUUAUGGGGUCUCCCACUGCCUCCAGAGGCAGAACCAAUGGCGCCUACUCCAGGUCCUCGAGGGUCCCAGGCCACUCCCACUCGGGGCCUGACUGCAGACCAGGAGGAGCUGGAUGAAACUGCCACGGACACUUGCCUUCCUGUGUUCCAGGUGCGCUCCACAGAACCAGUAGACGCUGCGGGGCGGCCCAUCAGGCCUGAAGGCCCCCUCAUCAAAAUAGACAUGCCCAGAAAGCGUUAUCCCGCCUGGGAUGCACACUUUGUGGAUCGGCGCCUGCGCAGGACCAUAAAUGUUCUCCAGUUCAUAAGCCCUAAUGCAGUGGGCAUCAGGUACAGAGAUGGCCCGCUUCUGUAUGAACUCCUGCAGUACGAGUCAUCCCUCUGA